CUUAGUGUCUAGUGUCACUUACCUUACAUGGCAACGGGGAAGAAGUCUGACUUCCCUUUCCACAGGAGCUCUCGUGUAGGGAAACGCUACAGAUUCCCAUGGGAACCUGGUUGUUGUAUUUGCCGUGUACCUGGAGCAUUGGUUUGGCAGCUGAGCCUGGGUGUUUUCCAGAUUGGUACAUGUUAUCCCUCUUUGGCACUGGAGCUAUUCUGAUGCGUGGAGCAGGCUGUACCAUUAAUGACAUGUGGGACCGUGAAUAUGAUAAAAAGGUUACAAGAACAGCCAAUCGCCCAGUAGCCGCUGGACACAUUUCAGCUUUUCAGUCCUUGGUUUUUCUCGGGGGACAGCUGACCUUGGCACUGGGUGUUCUUCUGUGUCUGAAUUACUACAGUAUAGCUCUGGGAGCAGCAUCAUUACUUCUCGUCAUCACCUACCCCCUGAUGAAGAGAAUCACAUACUGGCCUCAGCUGGCCUUGGGCCUGACUUUCAAUUGGGGUGCACUGCUUGGCUGGUCAGCCGUGAAGGGCUCCUGUGACCCCUCUGUGUGCCUGCCGCUCUACUUGGCUGGAGUUAUGUGGACCCUGAUCUAUGAUACUAUUUAUGCCCAUCAGGACAAAAGAGACGAUGCUCUGAUUGGGCUCAAGUCCACGGCACUGCUGUUCAAGGAGAACACCAGGCAGUGGCUUGGGGGCUUCAGCGUGGCCAUGCUGGGGGCACUGAGCCUGGCAGGAGUGAGCUGUGCCCAGACCCCUCCCUACUAUGCUGCUCUCCUUGUCAUCGGAGCCCACUUGGCUCACCAGAUCCAUACUCUGGACAUCCACAACCCUGCAGACUGUUGGGAUAAAUUCACCUCCAACCGAACAAUAGGGAUAAUCCUCUUUUUAGGAAUCGUCCUUGGAAACCUGUGGAAAGAAAAGAAGACAGAUGAAACAAAGGAAAGCAAAGGUGACUCCUGUGGACGGUGAGGUGUAGCGGUCACAGCUGUUGGAUGUCGGUGGUGGCAGUGGAAACUGGCUUCAUCGUGACAGCGCCCACGGUGGCAGUGCAUCCCUGCGCAGGCCGAGGAUGCCAAGCUGGCAGACGGCAGGGGCUUUGCUCAUUGUGGCUCAGCAAACACUGAACUUCGCACACGAGUGUGUAGGCUCGGGGCAGGAGUUGCAGCUUCACAGCCAGAGAACAUUGUCAUGCUUUGGGGAAACGGGAUUGCCCUCGGAGAUUUACUUUUAAGACAAAAUUUCAUAACAAAAUAGUAAAAAAACAAUACAUGGUGUAUCGUAAUCUUCAGAAUAGUUACUCAAAGAGUACAAGAACAUUGACAAAAAGUAUUCUUAUAAAGAAGAAAUGGAAUAUGGAAGGGCGUUAGUUUUAAAUUUCAUGUUUUUAGCUAACCUAUGAAUGUAGACUUUAAUUCAUGUUGUAAGCUAAUGUAUACCUUUUAAUAUUUGGAUUAAAGAAAUAGACUUCAAGGUAACUUUUCUGUAGUCCACACAAAAAGGCAAGAAGUGUUUAUAUUCCUAGUAAAGAGUAGGGUAGAGUAUUAGAGGAAGGCUUUUCUCAUUGCUCAGA
This is a messenger RNA of Fukomys damarensis (Damara mole-rat), 1566 nucleotides long. It is a transcript of the gene Coq2, whose product is annotated as coenzyme Q2, polyprenyltransferase. Bases 99 to 965 code for a protein of 288 amino acids. The record is from RefSeq and is a predicted model, not a curated record. Lineage: Eukaryota; Metazoa; Chordata; Mammalia; Rodentia; Bathyergidae. The transcript has 8 exons. Gene Ontology annotation, cellular component: mitochondrial inner membrane. Gene Ontology annotation, biological process: ubiquinone biosynthetic process.